Molecule: messenger RNA, 1029 nt
Organism: Mesocricetus auratus (golden hamster)
Lineage: Eukaryota; Metazoa; Chordata; Mammalia; Rodentia; Cricetidae
Gene: Fgf3
Product: fibroblast growth factor 3
Exons: 3
Coding region: 1-738 (245 amino acids)
Biological process (GO): positive regulation of protein phosphorylation; animal organ morphogenesis; regulation of cell migration
Cellular component (GO): cytoplasm
Molecular function (GO): fibroblast growth factor receptor binding; growth factor activity
Source: RefSeq, a predicted model, not a curated record
AUGGGCCUGAUCUGGCUUCUGCUGCUCAGCUUGCUAGAACCCGGCUGGCCCGCAACGGGGCCCGGGACGCGGCUGCGGCGCGAUGCGGGCGGCCGUGGCGGCGUCUACGAGCACCUCGGCGGGGCGCCCCGGCGCCGCAAGCUCUACUGCGCCACCAAGUAUCACCUCCAGCUACACCCGAGCGGCCGCGUGAACGGCAGCCUGGAGAACAGCGCCUACAGUAUCCUGGAGAUUACUGCAGUGGAAGUGGGCGUGGUGGCCAUCAAAGGGCUCUUCUCUGGGCGGUACCUAGCCAUGAACAAGAGAGGACGGCUGUAUGCUUCGGAACGCUACAAUGCAGAGUGCGAGUUCGUGGAGCGGAUCCAUGAGCUGGGCUACAAUACGUAUGCCUCCCGGCUGUAUCGCACAGGGCCCAGUGGGCCAGGGGCUCGGCGGCAGCCUGGUGCCCAGAGACCUUGGUAUGUGUCUGUGAAUGGCAAGGGUCGGCCACGCAGGGGCUUCAAGACCCGCCGUACACAGAAGUCCUCCCUCUUCCUGCCCCGAGUGCUGGGCCACAAGGACCAUGAGAUGGUACGACAGCUGCAGAGUGGCCAACCGAAAGUCCCAGGAGAGGGCAGUCAGCCCAGACAGCGGCGGCAGAAGAAGCAGAGCCCAGGAGACCAUGGCAAGAUGGAACCCUUGUCUCCUAGGGCCACUCCAGGCACCCAUCUGCAGACAGGUGAACUGGCUGUGGCCUGAGUGGCCACCCUGAGAACUCUCUGAGGUCAACUCCCUGCAGACACCUAGGAGUCUCUUGGAGGCCUGACCUCCCCACCCUUGUCACUGGGUUGGCUGCUUGGGGGACCAAGAACUUGCUUGUCCUUGGUGACAACUGCUGAGGGACUUCAAUCAGAGCUCAUGGAAGAUUGGAAGUUCAAGAUGUAUGUGGGAUUACAUGGGAGGGAGCUUUUAUUUCAGGGGUGACCCAAAGCUCUGGGGUGGAGCCCAGACAGUGGCAGGCAGUCCUGGCUAACAUGAGGCAGUGGACAG